GUCCUGGUAUAUUCACCUUUCCUUCCUCCGUGUGGUAUAUUCCUCUAUAAUGGCUCGUUGGCGCUCCGCGGAAAUUUCUAGCUGAACUUCGUGCUCUGCGGGUGCUUGCGAAAAUGUCGACUACCCUCGCGCUCAAAGAAAACUUUGACUCUGAGAAAGCAAAAGGUGCCCUGGAAGACAUCCUAGCUGCGUUUGACCAACCUGAGAACUUCGUAAGGCUUCAAGACGCAAAAGAUCUUGCUGGAAACGACAUGCUUAAGCACAUGCAGAUCGUUUUUCCUCUUCUAACGCAAAUAGAAAUGACGGUCAUCGAGAGCUACGGCUUCACACGCGACGGAGAAGGUGUGUUGCAGUUCGCCCAAAUCAUCAAGCAGAUGGAACGGGAGCAUCCUGAAAUUGCACGACUGAAUGCAGAGCUUCGGGCGCACUUCAUCCCCCCAAUGGUACCGCCGUCGUUACCCGACAACUGAGAAUGUACUUGCUCAGCAGAAGUUGUACUGUCGAGUGAUCCCUUUCAUUUUCAUUAUUUUCGUCCUUCCGCAUUGACUGACGUUGCUGCGCCGCCGAUCGGCCGCGCGGCCCAACGCAUGAUAGCGGACUGCGACGAGAAACAGUGCAAAAUACGGGCCUCGUUUCAGAUUAAUUCAGGGAAGUUUGAAAAAAAAGUUAUCCCGGACGCGAUUAAAGUUUCAACCGUGGGUUUUAUUUUACAAGAAAUGACACUCGCAAACACAUGCCGUAAUCGUGCCUGCAUUGCCCGAAAUGCGUGAACUAUAAAACCCAGCUUUCGAACCGUGCGGUUCGCACGGAGGCGUGCACUGUGUGCGCAGCCCGACGAGUUUCCUGUGCUGUGUCUGCCAACAUGUGAUUUGUUCAAAUACCAUCUCUUUCAUUCACUAAAUGUCGUUUCAUUUGAAAAUACUGUAAAUUUUACAUAAUCACCAUAGUGUUGAUGUAGCUUAUCUGUUCUCAUUUGUUUGGAAGAAAUUGUUUUGUUAUGUUGUGUGCCAUUAAACGUGGAAUAAAACAUUUGUUAAAGAACGA
Molecule: messenger RNA, 1044 nt
Organism: Rhipicephalus microplus (southern cattle tick)
Lineage: Eukaryota; Metazoa; Arthropoda; Arachnida; Ixodida; Ixodidae
Product: protein C10
Biological process (GO): post-embryonic development
Source: RefSeq, a predicted model, not a curated record